UUAAACAAAAGCAAACCCAAAUAGGCAAUACCAUGAUCUUGGAAUACAAUCAAUCUACCAAAUGACCAAAUCCGUAAACCUAUAAUGGCCUAUCGCGCCGUAUCCAAAUUUGUUUAUUUUUCAACUGUCUCGCGCCACUGCUGCAUACCGGUAAGACUUUUCACUCGGGACUUUGUUAAAUCACGAGCAUAGAACUCUACCUUACGGAUCUCGAUUCGUCAAUUUUUGUAAUUUGGAAAUCCCAGUCAUCUGGUUUUAAAUUUCUGAGAAUUUGAAGCUUCAAUUCAGUGGGCAUCAUGACCAUUAAUGUAUGGCAUGAGGAAUUUGACCGAGGAAAGUUGGUGAUCUGAGAAGGUUAUUCACGCACGUUCCAUGACUUAUUCUUGGAAUAAUCUUCGCGGGGGAUGGUAAAGGUCUCGACUUUGCAAAAAGACUUGCUUCUUGCGAUCAUGCAAAGGCAGGGUAUUCUUAGUUGGAGGUCCCCUUUCCGAUUUACUAGAGGCAACCUUAACAUUGAUGAUAAACUAGGGUUUGUAGCUGGAUCGAUCUCAACUCCCAGUAUUAGACACACAAAUAUGAUUGAAUCUUGUCAGGUGAAGUCAAGAGGUGUGUUAAUUAGUGGAGUUUCAAAUGCUGAGACCAGAAGUGGUGGAGCUAGGUUAAAAUGGAGUGUAAACAAUGGUGAUGUUGAUGAGCUGUUUGAAGAGGAAGAUGAUGAUGAUGAGUGUUGUCCUGUUGAUUGCGUGAGAGAAUUUACAAAGGAUGAGGAGUUCUUGAGGAUAAUGGAGAAGGCCAAGAAAAGCGGGUCUCUGGUAGUGGUAGACUUCUACCGCACCUCUUGUGGCAGCUGUAAGUACAUAGAGAAGGGUUUCUCGAAGCUAUGCAAGGGAUCAGGUGAUCAAGAGUCACCUGUUAUUUUCUUGAAACACAAUGUGCUUGAUGAGUAUGAUGAACAAUCUGAGGUUGCUGAACGGCUGCGAAUCCGGACAGUGCCCCUUUUUCACUUCUAUAAAAAUGGAGUCCUGCUCGAAGCUUUUCCAACACGAGAUAAAGAUAGGAUACUUUCAGCCAUUCUUAAAUACUCAUCUCCUGAUACUGAAAACACUUGGCCAAGUUGAUCCGGUUUGCACUAACGUUACUAGAAUUAAUAAAAUAAUAAUUUGUAUUACAUGUACCUUAGUAAUGUGUCAUUCUUGGUGGUGAUAAGCACUCGUGUUGAUCUAUUGUUGGUGCUUAGCACCCAUAUUGAAUUGUAUUCCACUUAUUAUUUUCCUUGCUGGAAUCAUUAUUGAGAGUAAAUAUACCCAGUGCAAACAACUAGUAUUUAGACAUGGUGAAUCUGUUUCAGGAUGUUUAAAAUAUUACGAAUUCAAUAGUGAUACAAGAAUUUCUUCUGUAAUACAGUAUUUGUUAG
Molecule: messenger RNA, 1414 nt
Organism: Cuscuta epithymum
Lineage: Eukaryota; Viridiplantae; Streptophyta; Magnoliopsida; Solanales; Convolvulaceae
Source: the annotation of a GenBank genome assembly